Molecule: messenger RNA, 1093 nt
Organism: Arvicola amphibius (Eurasian water vole)
Lineage: Eukaryota; Metazoa; Chordata; Mammalia; Rodentia; Cricetidae
Gene: Ccnh
Product: cyclin H
Biological process (GO): DNA-templated transcription; regulation of cyclin-dependent protein serine/threonine kinase activity; regulation of transcription by RNA polymerase II
Cellular component (GO): transcription factor TFIIK complex; nucleus
Molecular function (GO): cyclin-dependent protein serine/threonine kinase regulator activity
Source: RefSeq, a predicted model, not a curated record
GUGACGUCACGCGCGCGUCUCUGGUCCGGGUCGCAGUCUUGGCACGGUCGUGGUCGCGCGUGUUCGCGGUCUCCUGGUGCGUCGCUGUCGCUGUCCCUGUCCCGGUUUCGCCACCCGCUAGGACUGCACCAUGUACCACAGCAGCAGCCAGAAGCGGCACUGGACCUUUGCGAGCGAGGAGCAACUGGCACGCCUGCGGGCCGACGCCAACCGCAAAUUCAAGUGCAGAGCGGUGGCUAACGGGAAGGUUCUUCCAAAUGAUCCAGUGUUUCUUGAGCCUUAUGAAGAAAUGACACUUUGUAAAUACUAUGAGAAAAGAUUAUUGGAAUUCUGUUCGGUAUUUAAACCAGCAAUGCCACGCUCUGUUGUGGGUACAGCUUGUAUGUAUUUCAAGCGUUUUUAUCUUAAUAAUUCAGUAAUGGAAUAUCACCCCCGGAUAAUAAUGCUCACUUGUGCAUUUUUGGCCUGCAAAGUAGAUGAAUUCAAUGUGUCUAGUCCUCAGUUUGUUGGAAAUCUUCGAGAGAGUCCACUUGGGCAGGAGAAAGCACUGGAACAAAUUUUGGAAUAUGAACUACUACUUAUACAGCAGCUUAAUUUCCACCUUAUCGUCCACAAUCCAUAUCGACCGUUUGAAGGCUUCCUCAUUGAUAUAAAGACUCGAUACCCCAUGUUGGAGAAUCCAGAGAUUUUGAGGAAAACAGCUGAUGAUUUUCUUAGUAGAAUUGCAUUGACAGAUGCUUAUCUUUUAUACACACCUUCACAAAUUGCCCUGACUGCCAUUUUAUCAAGUGCCUCUAGGGCUGGAAUUACUAUGGAAAGCUAUUUAUCAGAGAGUCUGAUGCUGAGAGAAAAUAGAACUUGCCUGUCACAGUUCCUGGAUAUAAUGAAAAGUAAAAACCUAGUAAAAAAGUAUGAGCCACCCAGAUCUGAAGAAGUUGCUGUUCAACAGAAGUUAGAGCGAUGUCAUUCUGCUGACCUUGCGCUUAAUGUGGUUACGAAGAAGAGGAAAGGCUAUGAAGAUGAUGAUGUGUCAAGAAACUUCAAACAAGAAGAGGAGGAAUGGACCGAUGAUGACCUGAUAGACUCUCUGUAA